Eublepharis macularius is the source of this 1124-nucleotide messenger RNA. It is a transcript of the gene SSTR5, whose product is annotated as somatostatin receptor 5. Gene Ontology annotation, molecular function: neuropeptide binding; somatostatin receptor activity. The transcript has a single exon. NCBI's taxonomy places the organism in Eukaryota, Metazoa, Chordata, Lepidosauria, Squamata, Eublepharidae. Gene Ontology annotation, cellular component: neuron projection; membrane. Gene Ontology annotation, biological process: cellular response to glucocorticoid stimulus; neuropeptide signaling pathway; regulation of insulin secretion. The coding region runs from base 7 to 1116 and encodes 369 amino acids. The record is from RefSeq and is a predicted model, not a curated record.
AGGAACAUGGAUCCUUUGUAUUUUCCCUCUGCUCUGGCCCGGGAGGCUAGUUCUCCAGAUGCAAAUGUCUCCUUUCCAGCAAACACGAGUAACAACACCCUUCUACGAUUCCCCUUUUCCCCUGAAAUCCACUCUGUCCUCAUUCCUGUCAUUUACCUCCUGGUUUGCACCAUCGGGCUGGGUGGAAACACCUUGGUCAUUUAUGUGGUCUUGCGUUAUACCAAGAUGAAAACAGUCACCAACAUUUACAUCUUGAACCUGGCUAUUGCCGACGUGCUCUUCAUGCUUGGGCUGCCCUUCCUGGCUACCCAGAAUGCCAUCUCCUACUGGCCCUUUGGGACCUUCUUGUGUCGCCUGGUUACAGCUGUCGAUGGCAUCAACCAGUUCACCAGCAUUUUCUGCCUGACUGUCAUGAGCCUGGACCGCUACAUGGCCAUCGUCCACCCCAUCAAGUCCACCAAGUGGCGCCGGCCGAGGGUCGCCAAGUUGAUCAGCGUGGCUGUCUGGACUCUCUCCUUUCUAGUGGUGCUCCCAAUGAUCAUUUUUGCUGAUGUCCAGGAAGAUUUCCACACCUGCAACAUGACCUGGCCAGAGCCAAUUGAUCUCUGGUCUGCUGUCUUCAUAAUUUACACCUCAGUGCUGGGCUUUUUUGGGCCCCUGCUGGUCAUCUGCCUGUGCUACUUGCUGAUCAUCGUCAAAGUCAAGUCCUCCGGGAUCCGAGUCGGCUCCACACGGCGCCGGCGGUCGGAGAGAAAAGUGACCAAGAUGGUGGUUAUCAUUGUCCUCGUCUUUGUCUUCUGCUGGCUCCCCUUCUACAUUGUGAACAUUGUCAAUCUGAUAUUUAUUCUGCCCGAGGAACCCGUCUUGGUGGGCGUUUUCUGCUUUGUGGUAAUUCUCUCAUAUGCCAACAGCUGUGCCAACCCCAUACUGUAUGGGUUUCUUUCAGACAACUUCAAGCAGAGCUUUCAGAAGGUCUUCUGCCUUCGUAAAGGUAACGGUGUGGAAGAUGGUGACCCAACGGAGCACCGGCAUGAAAAAAGCAGCCGUCUGCAGGAAGUGAUGUUGCUAGAGAGAAGCAUCGACUCCAAUGGGCACAUGCAGACCAGCAAGGUAUAGAGAGCCCC